AUGCUUUUUGUACUAGCUUUUGCUUGCUGCGAGGUGCUCAAAGAAAGUGGUGUUCCUAUUGAACGGCACCCCUUAUAUGGAUUCUAUCAAGCGCAUGUAAUGCUUUCGUUCAUAAAUUGGGCAUUAGCAACAGGCGUUUAUAUUGUUGUAGCUCUAAGUUUGGAGCGUUACGUAUCAGUUGUCUUUCCUCUUCAUUUUCGCAUGUGGAAUUCUCCUAAACGUGCAAUGAAGGCAAUUAUAAUAGCUUAUACAGUUCCAGCAUUGUUUUAUAUUCCAUAUGGUAUUGGAAGGUAUUCAGUUAGUGAAAAGAUUAAUUCACGUGGAGAAAUAUCUUAUGGUGCUAUUGACAGCGAAAUUUCAAAAACUUUUGGAUGGCAGGUCUAUAAAUGGACUCGAGAAGCAUUUCUUCGUUUUUUACCAAUUGUUAUCCUUUUUGUGCUCAAUUUUCAAAUAAUGAUAGCUUUUCGUCGACGUCAAAAAAUGUUUGAUAGACUAAGAAAUCGAGAAACAGCAGCUAGAGAUGAUACCCUACUUUAUAUUUUAGGAGGGAUUGCAGUUAUGUUUUUUGUUUGUAAUAUACCUGCAGCUAUAAACUUGUUAUUUAUUAAUGAAGUUGUUAAGAAAAGGCCGGAUUAUCAGAUUUUCCGCGCCGCCGCCAAUUUACUCGAAAUUACAAACCACGCAGCUCAAUUUUAUAUUUUUUGUGUUUGUUCUAGUGAUUAUAGAGUGACAUUUAUGCAAAAAUUUCCUUGUCUUAGAGCUUAUUAUGUAAAUAAAAGCAAAUUUUGCUCAUUUCUUCGAAAUGCCUCUCAAUUACCUAAAAGAUCUGUAGCUAGAAGAACAAUUUCAACAACAACAAAUUCUAAAAUUGGGAACAAUGUUAAUAAUGUUUGUGGAACGAUGAGACGUUCAGUUUCUGCAUCUAAUACGCCUUUAAAUGGUGAGGAAUUAAGUCGAAUCUCUAAAUAAUGACCCUCAAAUUUGAUGAACCUCUUAAAAUCUCGAUACUUUUCUUUGGUCCCUACGAGGUUGAGUGAUAGUCGAAAGAGAAUUAAAAAAAUAUUAGGAAAAA
Messenger RNA from Meloidogyne enterolobii, 1072 nucleotides. NCBI's taxonomy places the organism in Eukaryota, Metazoa, Nematoda, Chromadorea, Rhabditida, Meloidogynidae. The record is from the annotation of a GenBank genome assembly.